AUGUCUCUCCACGAGAAAACAGACAGUGACGACCCCAGCCCCAGCCCCAGCGCCGAUCCCAACCCCAACCCCAACCUCAACCCACUGGGCCUGGACGAGGCCGAGCUCGCGUGCCUCGCCCGCCAGAUCGAUCUCCCCGCGAGCACGGCCGGCUACGGAGCCAUCUAUCGCUAUGCGGACCGGGUGGACCGCCUCGUGAUGCUUGUCAGCGGUGUCGCGGCGUGCGGCGCUGGUUCUUCGAUGCCACUGAUGACGAUUGUGUUGGGAUCGUUGAUUGGGAAAUUCUCGGACCACGCCGACGCCGACGCCUCGCAGCAGCUGUCCUCCUUUUCCAGCGACGUCAGCAGCCUGUGCCUCUACUUUGUCUACGUUGGCGUUGGCGGUCUCGUCUGCUACAGCCUGUUCCUCGCCGGCUUCACGUGGACCGGCCAGCGGAUUGCGCAGCGGAUGCGCGCGGCGUACCUCGAGGCGCUGCUGCGGCAGAACGCGGCCUUUCUGGACGCCCUGGGCACGGGCGCGGUCACGACGCAGAUCACGGCCGACAUGAACGCGGUGCAGGAGGGCGUCUCGCAAAAGGUCGGGCUGAUUGUUCAGGGCGCGGCCACGUUUGUCAGCGCCCUCGUCGUGUCGUUCCUGCGCAGCUGGCGCCUGGCCCUCGUCCUGCUCAGCCUGCCGGUGGCCGUCACCGCCUUCAUGGUCGUCGUCGGCGUGCGCAUGAAGGGCGCGCAGGGCGCGGCCCUCGCGCGGUUUGCGGACGCGGCGUCGUUUGCCGAAGAGGCCAUCGCGUCGAUGCGCACGGUGGCCGCGUACGGCGCGCAGCGGCGGUUUGCGCGGCGCUACGACGCGGCCCUCGCGCCGGCCCUGGACGCCGACGCCCGGGCCAAGCGCUGGCUGGGCGUCUUGAUCGGCGGCAUGAUGUGCAUGAUGCUGUCGUCGUUUGCGCUGGCCUGCUGGGCGGGCCACCUGUUCCUGGCGGCCGGCCGCAUCACGACGGCGCAGAUUGUCACCGUGCAGUUUGCCAUGAUGACCGGCGCCGUGCUCUUUGGCAACAUCGCGCCGCAUCUGCAGGCCCUGGGACUCGCCGCCACCGCCGCCAACCGCGUCUUUGCCGUCAUCGACCGCGCGCCCACCGUCGACGCCGACGCCCCCGACGCCGUCACGCCCGACCGCCUCGACGGCCACAUCGAGUUCCGCGCCGUCCAGCUCGUCUACCCGGCGCGCAUCGGCCAUCUCAUCCUGGACGGCAUCUCGCUCGACGUGCCCGCGGGGUCGACCGUGGCGGUGGUCGGGCCCUCGGGGUCCGGCAAGUCCAGCCUCGUGCAUCUUCUGCAGCGGUUCUACGCGCCGCUGCGCGGCCAGGUCCUGGUCGACGGCCGCGCCAUCGAGGACGUGCGUCUGCGGUGGCUGCGGUCCAAGAUGCGCAUGGUCAGCCAGGAGCCGUUCCUCUUUGACGCGACCGUCUUCGACAACAUUGCCUUUGGCCUCGUCGGCACGGAGCACGAACACGCCGGCCACGCGGCCAAGCAGAAACUGGUCGAGGACGCGGCCAAGGCGGCCGACGCGCACGAUUUCAUCCUGCAGCUGCCCGCGGGCUACCAGGCGCGCGUCGGCGCGGUCGGCGGGCGCCUGAGCGGCGGCCAGCGCCAGCGCAUUGCCGUGGCCCGCGCCGUCGUGAGCCGCCCCCAGAUCCUCCUGCUCGACGAGGCCACCGCCGCGCUCGACACCAAAUCCGAGGCGCGGCUGCAGGCGGCGCUCGCGCGCAGCGGCCGCGCCACGCGUCGCACCACCAUUGUGAUUGCCCACCGCCUGUCGACCGUCCGGCACGCCGACACCAUCGUCGUCAUGGAGCACGGCGUCAUCACAGAGCAGGGCACGCACGCCGACUUGCUCGCCAAGGCGGGGACGUAUGCCUCGCUCGCCGCCGCCCAGGACCUCCUCGACGAUGCCGCUGCUCGGCAAGGCACAGACGUGGGAAAUGGAAGGGGAAGCGGACGCGCUGUGGCCGGUGGUGAGACGGUCCAAGCAGCUGCGGCCGCGGCUGCCGUGCUCCCGCAAGACACUGCCAAGACGUCGUCGACCGGCGAUCCGGACAAGGAGACGGAGACCCAGGCCCUGGCGCAGCAAGUCGAGGCUGGUUCCGGCGGGGCCGCCCGCCUCGGGUCGAUCGGCUUCCUCUGGGCGCUCAACCGGCCCGAACAGACCGUCAUGGCCGUCGGGCUCGUCGGCAGCGCCGUCACGGGCCUCGCCUACCCCCUGACGGCCAUCUUCUUCGGCAACAUGGUCCUCGGCUUCACGGAUCCCCGCUCGACGCUGGGCGGCCACGGCGUCGGCUUCUGGGCCGGCAUGCAGCUGCUGCUCGCCGCCGUCAUCCUCGCCGCCUUUUUGGUCCAGAACCUCGCGUUUGCCUAUGCGUCGUCGCGCCUCGUCGUGCGCGCCCGCAGCGUCGCCUUUGCCGCCGUCCUGCGCCAGGACAUGGCCUUUUUUGCGCAGCCGGGCAACAGCGCCGGCGCCCUCGCCGCCUUUUUGUCUGUCCAGGCCAACCGCCUCAACGGCCUCAGCGGCGCCAUCCUCGGCCACGUGCUCGGCAGCGUCUUUGCCGUCGUCGCCGGCCUCGUCGUCGCCGUGGCCUUUGGCUGGAAGCUGGGCCUCGUCGCCGCGAGCCUGAUGCCGCUCGUCUUUGCCACGGGCUUCGCGCGCUACCGCGUCCUGGCCGCCCUCGAGGCCGAGACCACGCGCGACACCGCCGCCGCCGCCGUCGUCGCCGAGGCCGUGCGCGGCGCCCGCACCGUCGCGCAGUGGUACCGCGCGCAGCUGGGCGGCGAGGCGCGCGCCGGCCGUGCGCGCGCCGUGCUGCUGGCCGUCCUGUACGGCGCCAGCCAGUCCGAAGCCGUCCGACAGCUGCGGCGCCUGCUGGCCGCCGUCCCCGGCAUCGAUGUGGAGGCAGACGACGCCGACGACGCCGGCGACGCCGUUGUGGAUGGGGCCGCCGAUGACCUCGCCGGCGACGUCGAGCUGCGCGCCGUGGACUUUGCCUACCCCGGCAAGACGGUCCGCGCCCUCGACCAGGUCUCGCUGCAGGCUGGCGCCGGCACCGGCGUCAGCCGUGUCGUCGCGCUGGUCGGCGCCAGCGGCAGCGGCAAGAGCUCCGUCCUCAACCUGCUCGAGCGCCUCUACGACCCGAGCGCCGGCCACGUCCUGGCCGACGGCCGGGACCUCCGCCGCUUGCACCUCCAGCGCUACCGCCGCCAGCUGGCCAUUGUCGACCAGGAUGCCGUGCUCUACAGUGGCUCCGUCAAGGACAACGUCGUGAUGGGUGACGUGGACAACGUGGAUGACAUCGACAACAUCGACGACGUCCGCAUUGAGCGCGCCUGCCGCGAUGCCAAUAUCUGGGACUUUGUGACCUCCCUUCCCGAAGGCAUCAACACCCGCAUCGGCCCACGUGGCAGCCAGGUCUCGGGCGGCCAAAAACAGCGCCUCGCUCUGGCCCGCGCCCUCUUGCGCAAUCCCAAAGUCCUCCUCCUGGACGAGGCCACGUCGGCCCUCGACUCCCGCUCCGAGCAGGUCGUGCAGCAAGCCUUGGCCACCGCCGCCGCCGGCCGCACCACCGUCGCCGUGGCCCACCGCUUGAGCUCCAUUGCCCGCGCCGACCGCAUCUACGUCUUCGACCGCGGCUCUGUCGUGGAACAGGGCAACCAUGCCGAGCUGAUGGCCAUGCGGGGCCGCUACUGGGAAUAUGUCGGCAUGCAGAAUCUGAGCAGCUGA
Sporothrix brasiliensis 5110 is the source of this 3765-nucleotide messenger RNA. RefSeq lists its product as uncharacterized. NCBI's taxonomy places the organism in Eukaryota, Fungi, Ascomycota, Sordariomycetes, Ophiostomatales, Ophiostomataceae. Gene Ontology annotation, biological process: transmembrane transport. Gene Ontology annotation, cellular component: membrane. Bases 1 to 3765 code for a protein of 1254 amino acids. The transcript has 6 exons. The record is from RefSeq and is a predicted model, not a curated record. Gene Ontology annotation, molecular function: ABC-type transporter activity; ATP hydrolysis activity; ATP binding.